Bufo bufo (common toad) is the source of this 5267-nucleotide messenger RNA. It is a transcript of the gene DISP3, whose product is annotated as dispatched RND transporter family member 3. Bases 284 to 4288 code for a protein of 1334 amino acids. Lineage: Eukaryota; Metazoa; Chordata; Amphibia; Anura; Bufonidae. Gene Ontology annotation, cellular component: membrane. The transcript is spliced from 21 exons. The record is from RefSeq and is a predicted model, not a curated record.
GCAGGCUGCUCAGCACCACGGACAGCUCCCCCCGGCCGCGGCGGCUGCCCCUGUGGAGGGCACUGGUGCCAGGAUGAAGGAUGCCUCGCCCCCUCUGUCGUGCAGCUGAGUGGUAGGAGCCCAGAUCAAAACAAAGGAGAGCGCCACAUAAAAGCCUAUAGCAGCCGGAGAGCAGUGCACAGGCGGGAGCAGCACAGGCGGGGAGCUGGCGCUCUACUCUAUCACCAGGUCCAGCAGGGACGAGCCCACAGCAGCACCCACACAGCACCCUGCUCAAGGGACUAUGGACACAGAUGACCCCUUGUUACAAGAUGCUUGGUUUGAUGAUGAAGAUGAUGAAAUGUCCUUCAGGUCACCCAUAUGUAAUGCUUCCAAGUGGACUUCCAAGCCUUUAAAAGAUGCCAUGCCAACCUGUGAAUUUUGGAACAUAGUGGGAUGGAUAUUCACAAAUGUUUAUUGUGCCACCUUUCUGUUGGCUUUAGGAUGUAUGGUACCUAUGGUCCUUUCCAUCAUUAUGUUUGUACAUUACCCUACCCUUGAUAUUGACAUCUCCUAUAAUGCUUUUGAGAUUCGCAACCAUGAGUCCUCCCAGAGGUUUGAUGCGCUCACCCUUGGUCUGAAAUCCCAAUUUGGCACCUGGGGGAGAAACAGGAGGGAUGUUGCAGAUUUUACCUCCGAAACUUUGCAACGUUUAAUCUUUGAGCAGCUUCAACAGCUCCACCUGAAUACAUCUGAGGCUGAUAGCCCUAUAAGGGUAAAAAGGAACACUGUUUGGCACAAUACUACAGAGAGAACUAACUGCACAGCUACUGAAUCUUCAUUGCCCUUGACUUCUGCUAUGAACCAAUCCCGUCACCCUCGUGGAGCAUCAGUUAAGGAGUUUACAGGUGUAUAUGUGACUCCUAACACUCAGAGUCAUGCUCACUGGAGAAUAGAGCUUAUUUUUUUAGCCAAGGGAGAUGAGGAAAAUAACAUAUUUACAAAAGAACGUUUGAUGACUAUCCACAAGAUAGAGAGGAAAAUCAUGGAUCACCCUCACUUCCGGGAAUUUUGUUGGAAACCUCAUGAGGUUCUCAAAGACCUUCCUCUUGGAUCAUACUCAUACUGCUCACCUCCAAGUUCACUCCUCACUUAUUUCUUCCCCACAGAGAAAGGAGGAAAGAUCUACUAUGAUGGAAUGGGGCAAGACUUGGCUGAUGUGCAUGGAUCCCUAAAGUUGGCAAUGACCCAUCCUGAGUUCUACUGGUAUGUAGACGAGGGUCUCACAACAGAAAACCUGAAGAGUUCUCUUUUGCGAAGUGAAAUAUUAUUUGGGGCUCCUUUACCUAAUUACUACUCAGUGGAGGAUCGAUGGGAGGAGCAGCACAGGAAGUUCCAAAACUUUGUAAUCUCCUACAUAAGCAUCUUAUCUAAAGAAUCCACAAGUAAAGUGCUGGUGCUGUACGGGGGGACCGACCUGUUCGACUACGAAGUGAGAACGACAUUCAAUAAUGACAUGUUACUGGCCUUCAUCAGCAGCAGCUGUAUCGCUGUCCUAGUGUAUAUCCUCACAUCCUUCUCCGUGUUCCUCACCUUCUUUGGGAUUGCCAGUAUUGGCCUGAGUUGCCUUGUGGCCCUGUUCCUGUAUCAUGUGGCCUUUGGAAUACAGUAUCUUGGGAUCCUGAAUGGGGUGGCAGCUUUCGUCAUUGUUGGGAUUGGGGUGGACGAUGUGUUUGUUUUCAUAAACACCUACCGGCAGGCAGAUCAGAUAAGAGACCCGCGCCAGCGGAUGAUCCACACUGUGCAGACGGCUGGAAAAGCCACAUUCUUCACCUCCCUCACUACAGCAUCAGCCUAUGCAGCCAACAUCUUCUCUCAGAUUCCUGCUGUUCACGACUUUGGUCUGUUCAUGUCACUCAUUGUCUCCUGUUGCUGGGUGGCUGUUCUGUUUAUUAUGCCAGCAGCACUGGGUAUAUGGGGAGCCUACAUCUCUCCGCUGGAGACAUCAUGUCAUUCAAAUUGCAGUGAAAGUUGCCUGAAGAAAGAUAGCUUGGACAUCCAUGAGGAUCUACUUUUAGGCCAGGACCCCUAUUCUCGGCCAGUCCCCGGCACAGUUCCAUACCUAGAUGAUGACAUUCCCCUCUUGAUGGUUGAAGAUGAUGCAGUGGCUUAUGAAUUUGGUGAUGUUCCUCUGGUCUCUGUGCGUCCGGAUAAUCUGAAACAGAAGACAGAUGCAGAUAAAAGAGACCAAGUGAUACAAUGGUUCCAUGCCAUCCUGCAGCAUUGUGUCCUGUGGACAUCUGAUAAAGGCAGGCACAUUACUGUUGGUAUUUUUGUAGUGGUCCUCAUCCUCUCUAUAUCUUUUGCGUGCCAUCUUCAUCCAGCCAGCCGAGCCCCUGUGCUCUUUAGGCCUGAUACUAAUAUCCAGCUGCUCUUAGACCUCAAAUACAAUCUCAGCGCGGAAGGAAUAUCCUGCGUGACAUGCUCAGGUUUGUUUCAGGAGAAACCUCGGAGCCUUCAAAACAACAUUCGGACCUCAUCAGACAAGAAGAAGAGAGGUUCACUGUCAACAUGGAACAAUAAGAUGGCCAUCGGUGACAUUGGCCAUGAGGAUUUACAGAGAACAGUAUAUGUCACCAGAUGUAAAUGGGAAGGAAGGGCCACCAUUUACCGACUAUCCUUAAAUGCUUCCGCUAUACCCCCCUGGCUAUCUACCCUGCCUGGGGAUGAUGAAGUGACCUCAUUUCAGGUGUAUAAGAUUCCUUACGGUAACUACACCUGGAAGCUGACAGCUUGUAUGUCCACCAUAGGGCUGAAGACAGAAAUCUGUCCCAAGAAAUGGAUGAUCACCUCCUCAGGGUGCGACACACGGAGAGGAUGGAAAUUUGACUUCAGUUUCUAUGCUGCAGAUAAGGAGCAGUCCUAUGCAAGAAAGCUAUAUUUUACAUUGGUGCAUAAAAACCCCACUCAUGGGAGAGUGUGCGCUUCUGCCUCCGGAUGUCUUGGAUCGGGGUCAGAUGUGUCAAACAGAGGAUUUUUCUAUGUACCCACUGAGAAAGGUGCUCCAAAGAAAUUGUCUCCAACAUUAAACUUCAAUCCUUGCUUGAACAUAGCCUGUGGAAAACCUGCAGUCCGUCCCCUUGUGGACACCGGGGCCAUGGUGUUUGUUGUCUUUGGAAUUCAAGGAGUAAAUCGGACUAGAGUCCCAGAUAAUCAUGUGCUGGGUGAACUGGGCAGGGUGAUCUACGAUGACAAGUUUGACCUCUUUAAAGAAAUCGGUAAUUUGUGCCGACUGUGCAAAGUAAUAGCCGGUAACAAAGACCUGGUGAAGCCAGGUGGAGCGCAGUGUCUCCCGUCAGGUUACAGUAUAUCCUCCUUUCUUCAGAUGUUGCAUCCUGAAUGCAAGAACAUCCCUGAGCCAAACCUUCUCCCUGGCCAGCUCUCCCAUGGGGCUGUGGGUGUGAAAGAUGGGAAGGUUCAGUGGAUCUCCAUGGCAUUUGAAUCUACAACCUACAAGGGUAAAUCCUCCUUUCAGACAUAUAAAGAUUACUUGAAAUGGGAAUCAUUCCUGCAACAGCAGCUACUGCACCUCCCCGCAGACUCGGCACUGAAACAUGGAUUCCAGACAUGCGAGCACUGGAAGCAGAUCUUCAUGGAGAUUAUAGGGGUACAGAGCGCCUUGUACGGUCUCAUCCUGUCCCUAGCCAUCUGUGUGAUUGCUGUGGCUAUCUUCACUACGCAUGUCCUGCUCCUCAUCCCAGUGCUGCUUACAAUAUUAGGUGUUGUGUGUCUAGUGGUGACAAUAAUGUACUGGCUGGGAUGGGAGAUGGGCGCCGUGGAGGCCAUUUCUCUAUCAAUACUUGUUGGCUCUUCGGUGGACUAUUGUGUCCAUUUGGUGGAAGGAUAUCUUCUGGCAGGAGAAAAUCUUCCUCUUCAUCUCAUGGAAGAUCAGUUGGCAUGUCGUCAAUGGAGAGUGACAGAAGCCGUCCGCCACGUUGGUGUAGCCAUCGUGUCCAGUGCGAUUACAACUGUCAUAGCCACCAUUCCUCUCUUCUUUUGCAUUAUCGCCCCUUUUGCCAAGUUUGGAAAGAUUGUGGCUUUAAACACUGGCAUCUCCAUAGUGUACACUUUAGCUGUGAGCACGGCCCUACUGGCUGUCAUGGCGCCUAGUACCUUCGUCAGGACCAGAACUUCUUUCCUUAAAGCAACUCUGGUGGUCAUUCUUUGCUCAGUUGGGAGUGUCCUUGUUUACAUCAUCUUGCUCAAAACAGGGUUAACUAUCCCAAUUCUCAAUGGGACCCCUCCAUAGGGCAAACCUUUUUAUAGAAAUGUUUUGUACAAAUUUUUUGGGCAAGUAUUCUAAAGUGCAAACAGAAGCAGCAACACACUGUGUGUUUUCUUUUACUACAGAAGCACUUUAUUUUUAUGUUUUCUUCUUUCUUUACUUAGAUGAUGCAUACAACAGCAGACAUGGAGUCACUGCAAUGCAGAACCUGGGGGCAAGAACAUGGUCUGGCCCUCCAUGAAGAUUUUUUUUUAAUGCAGAUUCAGCAUUUGUGGCCUUAUUUACUACGAAAGGUCUAGAAAAAGAUUUUAUUCGUCAUCAAUGGUACUCAAAUAGAAAUCUUUCCAGUUCAACACAUGUCCCAAAUGCUAUUUUGAAUUCACCCAGUGUGGACUUUUCCACCCUCUGGAAGGGAUUAUUUUAUUAAAUUCCAUCCAUAAUUGUAAUGGCCGGGUCCUAACACCCAGCAACAUGGACAAAUCCUGCAUAACUAAAUCUUAGAGCUAAUUUACUACAUUGUAUGGUUACAAGUAUUGACUUUUGUAUUAUUAUUCUUGCACAAUACCUUCAUUUUACAAAAAUAAUGCAGCUAUGACUUGGAUAGUUUGUAGGUUAGAGUAAAGAGCAUUUCCCCCAUAAAACAAAAUAACGAAUAAAUAUAGUACCCGAAUUCCACUUAUUUUGGACAUAUGGCCCCCCAACAAUGGCUCACAAGGUCCAGAAAACAAACCCAUUUUAAGGUGAUUUUGGAGCCAACCACUUACCACAAGGGUAUGUUUCUUAUAAGAUGAUUCUCAAAUAACUUAUUAGACCUUUCUAUGGUAAAGAUGGAAAUGGACUGUCCAUUGGUGACCUCAAGGAAGUCCAGAGUGACACCAUUCCCAACAAGCUCCCCUUCAAGGGCAAGUCUUCCUUUUUAUAGAGUGAUAUGGGGACUCCAGAUCUGGGACUCCCCUCAAUAACUAGGUUGAUUUACCAUUCAGGGACUGGGUGACAAGCCCUG